CUCCGUACGGAUAGCGCAGCCGGACGGACGCCGCGGCUGUGUUAUUGAAUGAAAAUCCUUUUUAUGCGCCAAUAAUUGUUAUUUGCACGCGACGAAAUUAAGUAUUUUUAUUUGUAUAAUAUAUUGCCUUAUUUUUCCGCUAUUAGAAUGUAAUUACCCUGUUUAUAACAUUAUUUAAUUUUAAAGAGCUGGUAAGAACUCUGAGCGAGUAUUGCAGGCCUCGAGCAGGCGCCGGUGAUCGAUUUUAACAAUAGCCGACAGACAUCGACUCUGUGCCGGCGCGCUGCGUGUAUGAGAGCCGGUCUCAGAAUCUCACCUUUGUUACAGCACGAAAGAAAGAAAGGACGGAGAGAGCGCAGCGGUCCGGUGUGUUUCUCAUCACAUAUGGACGCGUUCUGACUGGUUUUCUGGAGAGACUCACACACAAUAGAAAAUGUCUAACGGUGCAGCAGGAAGCGGGGGUUUAACUUGGGUGACCCUCUUUGAGAAGAACAAUGGUGCGAAGAAAGAAGAGAUGAACGGCCGAGGAGAUUCAGGGAAGGAGACGACGAAGAAGGAGAGCUCGAAGAAGAUGUCUGUGGAGAGAAUCUAUCAGAAGAAAACUCAACUCGAGCACAUUCUCCUCCGUCCGGACACUUACAUCGGCUCUGUGGAACCUGUCACUCAGCAAAUGUGGGUUUUUGAUGAAGAAAUUGGAAUGAAUCUGCGGGAAAUCACAUACGUCCCUGGGUUAUAUAAAAUCUUUGAUGAGAUUCUGGUGAAUGCAGCAGAUAACAAACAGAGAGACAAGAACAUGACCACCAUCAAGAUCAACAUCAACUCAGAGUCCAACACCAUCUCUGUGUGGAAUAACGGGAAGGGAAUUCCUGUGGUGGAACACAAAGACGAGAAGAUGUUCGUGCCUGCUCUGAUCUUUGGACAUCUUCUCACCUCCAGCAACUACGAUGACAAUGAGAAGAAAGUCACAGGUGGAAGAAACGGAUACGGUGCGAAGCUCUGCAACAUAUUCAGCACAAAGUUCACAGUGGAGACGGCCUGUAAAGAGUACAAGCGCAGCUUCAAACAGACGUGGCAGGAGAACAUGACGAGGACCAGCGAUGCCAAGAUCAAGCACUUUGAUGCAGAAGACUUCACAUGCGUCACGUUCCAGCCAGAUCUGUCCAAAUUCAAUAUGGAGAACCUGGACAAGGACAUCGUGGCUCUGCUGACGCGCCGGGCGUACGAUGUGGCCGGCUCCUGUCGGGGUGUUAAAGUCAUGUUCAAUGGAAAGAAGCUGUCCGUGAGCGGCUUCCGCAGUUACGUGGAUCUGUAUGUGAAGGAUAAACUGGAUGAGACGGGUGUGGCUCUGAAGGUGGUGAACGAGACUGUGAGUGAACGCUGGGAGGUUUGUCUCACCAUGAGCGAGAAGGGCUUUCAGCAGAUCAGCUUUGUCAACAGCAUCGCCACCACCAAGGGUGGAAGACACGUUGACUAUGUGGUGGACCAAAUUGUGUCCAAACUGAUUGAAGUGGUGAAGAAGAAGAACAAAGCUGGAGUGUCAGUGAAACCAUUCCAGGUGAAAAAUCACGUGUGGGUGUUUGUGAACGCCCUGAUCGAGAACCCAACCUUCGAUUCCCAGACCAAGGAGAACAUGACCCUACAGACCAAAAGCUUUGGCUCCAAAUGUGUUCUGUCCGAGAAAUUCAUCCGUGCCGCCACAAACUGUGGGAUCGUGGAGAGCAUUCUGAACUGGGUGAAGUUUAAAGCUCAGACGCAGCUCAACAAGAAGUGUUCUUCCGUCAAACACAGCAAGAUUAAAGGAAUCCCUAAACUAGAUGAUGCCAAUGAUGCCGGUGGUAAGCACUCAUCCGAGUGUACUCUGAUCCUGACUGAAGGAGAUUCUGCCAAGUCUCUGGCUGUGUCAGGUCUGGGAGUGAUCGGGCGAGAUCGAUACGGCGUGUUUCCUCUCAGAGGAAAGAUUCUCAAUGUGAGAGAAGCCUCACAUAAACAGAUCAUGGAGAACGCAGAAAUCAACAACAUCAUUAAAAUCGUGGGUCUUCAGUACAAGAAGAGUUAUGAUGACCCAGAGUCCUUGAAGAGUCUGCGCUACGGAAAAAUCAUGAUCAUGACCGAUCAGGAUCAGGACGGCUCUCACAUCAAGGGUCUCCUCAUCAACUUCUUCCAUCACAACUGGCCGUCUCUGCUGAAGCACACCUUCCUGGAGGAGUUCAUCACACCCAUCGUCAAGGCCGGAAAGAAUAAACAGGCGAUGUCCUUCUACAGCAUCCCAGAGUUUGACGAAUGGAAGAAACACACUGAGAAUUAUAAAACCUGGCACAUCAAGUACUACAAAGGUUUGGGUACCAGCACAAGCAAAGAGGCAAAGGAAUAUUUCUCCGACAUGGAGAGACAUCGAAUUAUGUUCAAAUACAACGGCACUGAAGAUGACGCGGCCAUUACGCUGGCGUUCAGUAAGAAGAAGACCGAUGACAGAAAGGAGUGGUUGACUAACUUCAUGGAGGACAGACGGCAGAGGAGGAUGCACGGACUGCCUGAGCAAUACCUGUAUGGUACGAUGACACGACACCUGUCCUACAAUGACUUCAUCAACAAAGAACUGAUCCUGUUCUCAAACUCUGACAACGAGAGAUCUAUUCCCUCACUUGUUGAUGGUAUGAAGCCGGGUCAGAGGAAGGUCUUGUUCACUUGUCUGAAGAGAAAUGAUAAGAGAGAGGUGAAGGUGGCCCAGCUGGCGGGAUCUGUGGCUGAGAUGUCAGCGUACCAUCAUGGCGAACAAGCUCUGAUGAUGACCAUCGUGAAUUUAGCCCAGAACUUUGUGGGCAGCAACAACGUCAACAUUCUUCAGCCUCUUGGUCAGUUUGGUACCCGUAUCAAUGGCGGUAAAGAUGCUGCCAGCCCUCGUUACAUCUUCACUAUGCUCAGUCCACUGGCCAAACUGCUGUUUUCUUCUUUGGACUCCAAUCUGCUGAAGUUUUUGUAUGACGACAACCAGAAGGUUGAGCCGGAGUGGUACAUACCCAUCAUUCCCAUGGUGCUGGUGAACGGAGCUGAGGGCAUCGGUACAGGCUGGGCCUGCAAGAUCCCUAACUAUGACCCACGAGAGAUUGUCAACAACAUCAACCGUUUGCUCAACCACCAGGACCCCCUGCCCAUGCUGCCGCGCUACAAGAACUUUAAAGGUGUGAUUCACGAGCUGGGACAGAACCAGUAUUUGGUGAGCGGUGAGGUGUCUGUUCUGGACAAAAACACCAUUGAGAUUAUUGAGCUGCCCGUUCGCACAUGGACUCAGGCGUAUAAGGAGUCAGUUCUGGAGCCCAUGCUUCAGGGAACAGAUAAAACUCCUCCUCUGAUCUCAGACUAUAAAGAAUAUCACACAGACAGUACUGUUAAGUUUGUGGUGCGUAUGACAGAGGAGAAGUUGGCACAGGCGGAGGCAGCCGGUCUUCACAAAGUCUUCAAACUGCAGUCCUCUCUCACCUGCAACUCCAUGGUGCUGUUUGAUCACAUGGGCUGUCUGAAGCGUUAUGAGUCCGUUCAGGACAUUCUCAAGGAGUUCUUCGAGCUGCGUCUGCAUUAUUAUAAACUGAGGAAGGACUGGCUGGUGGGCAGUCUGGGUGCCGAAGCCGCCAAACUCUCCAACCAGGCUCGAUUCGUCCUGGAAAAGAUUGAAGGGAAGAUUUCAAUCGAGAACAAGUCAAAGAGAGAUCUGAUCCGGAUGCUGGUGCAGAAAGGGUUUGAAUCGGACCCGGUCGUUGCAUGGAACAAAGCUCAGGAGAAGUCAUUGGAGGACGAGGAGGGUGACGGGAAUGACAGUGACUCGUCAGUGGACUCGGGCUCGUCGUCCGGACCAAACUUUAACUACAUUCUCAACAUGCCCCUGUGGUGUUUGACCAAAGAGAAGGUGGAAGAUCUCCUCAAACAGAGAGACAUGAAGAGAUUAGAACUGAAUGAACUCCAGAAGAAGAUUCCUGAAGAUCUGUGGAGAGAAGAUCUGGCCGUCUUCAUAGAGGAGCUGGACCGCUUGGAGGAGCAGGAGAAAGAGAGCGUGAACGCAGGCAGGGCCGUGAAGCUGGUGAAAGGGAAAGUGGGCAAACCCAAAGUGAAGAAGAUGCAUCUGGAGGAAACUCUGCCGUCUCCGUUCGGCCGCAGGAUAGAACCUCAGGUCACACAGGCCAUGAAAGCAGACGCCUCCAAGAAACUCAGCAAGAAGAAGAAGGGUGAAGCAGACGCGGUGGUGAAGUUGGAGUUCGAGGAGGACGGCGCUCUGAGCUCGAAUGGAGGAACAGCAGAGAAUUCUCUUACUUCACCAUCAGGCCUGCCCAACCCUGGAGCCGGAGCUGGAGCCAAAGCCAAAGCCCCACGGGUCAAGAGAGAGAAGAAAGAACCAGGUACCCCGAGACAAAGGAAACCCGCUGCUGUUAAAGGCACGGGCAAGAAAGUGAAGAAGAGGAACCCCUGGUCAGAAGAUGAAGAGGACGAUGAGAAAUCUGAUAAUGAGCUGGAUGAAAGUGGACCUGUCAUUCCCAGAGACACCACAUCCAGACGAGCGUCAGCAGUUAAGGCCAAGUACACGUUUGACUUCUCUGAGGAGGAAGACGAUGAUGGUGAUGAAGAACAGGACAAUGAUGUUUCACGCUCUCCAGUUCAGACCUACAGAACAAAUCCAGCAGAACAAAACAAUAAUGUUGAUGAAGAUGAUGAUGACGAUAUAUUCCCUCCAAAAACAACAUUCACCUCGUCUGUGUCAGCAGGGAAGAAAGACAAAGAGAGUGUGUUCUCAUCUAAAGCCACACAUGCUGACAAGAGCAGUGAUGACGACGUGAAGUCAGACAGUGAUGAUGAGCGGCCUCCAGUCUUCUCCUCAUUUUCCAGCACUUCUGCCAUCGACAAACCAGCAGCUAAGAAAGCUCCAGCUAAGAAAGCUACAGACGCAGCGUCUAAACCGAAGAAAGCACCAUCAAAAGCCAAAAAGCCCAAUAUAUGCGUGUGGGACUCGGACUCAGACACGGCUGUUAAAAAAGCUCCAGCAGCACCAGCAGCAGCAUCAUCAGUGAAGGGCGUCAGUAAAGGACGAGGCAGAAAGAGAAAACAGUCGAGCUCAGAGGAGGAUGAUUAUAACCCUGUGAAGAAGACUGGAAAAAACACCACCACCACCAGCAGCAGCAGCAGGAAAAUGAAGAAAGUGUCUGAUGAUGAAGACGACGAUGAUGCAGGCAUGAACAGCUUCAGUCGAUUGGACAUGGGCAGAGAUCGCUCCGGUCGAGCUAAGAAAGAAGUCAAGUACUUUGCAGAAUCGGAUAAUGAUGACAACGAUAUGUUCGACUAGAAGACACACACACACACACACAAAACAGACACUUGUUGAUGAACAGAUUAAGUGUCUCUGCCCAGCAGAACUUUUGUACAUUUACCCUCCAUUUUAUUUGUUUUUUUUAAUCGUGAUGUUUAAUUCUUUCUACUGUGUAGCUGUUUUACUCUUUUUAUUAUUGUUAUUAUUAUUAUUAUUGGUAUUAUUGUUAUGAUGCAUUGAUAAUGUUGUUUUUUUAAUCAUUGAAAUGUAUUCGUCUGAGCAGCUUUUAGACGUUUAGGCCGCUGUGCUUCAGCACCUUUUAAUGAUUUAAAAUGAGAACUGAGGAACCUUUUUGAGACGACUUGGAAAUAAAUAUGAAAUGUAAAUUA
Messenger RNA from Triplophysa dalaica, 5679 nucleotides. It is a transcript of the gene top2b, whose product is annotated as DNA topoisomerase II beta. Bases 434 to 5326 code for a protein of 1630 amino acids. The transcript is spliced from 35 exons. NCBI's taxonomy places the organism in Eukaryota, Metazoa, Chordata, Actinopteri, Cypriniformes, Nemacheilidae. The record is from RefSeq and is a predicted model, not a curated record. Gene Ontology annotation, molecular function: ATP binding; DNA binding; DNA topoisomerase type II (double strand cut, ATP-hydrolyzing) activity. Gene Ontology annotation, biological process: DNA topological change; sister chromatid segregation; resolution of meiotic recombination intermediates. Gene Ontology annotation, cellular component: nucleus.